Messenger RNA from Alternaria atra, 1419 nucleotides. RefSeq lists its product as uncharacterized. Bases 1 to 1419 code for a protein of 472 amino acids. Gene Ontology annotation, biological process: RNA (guanine-N7)-methylation. Gene Ontology annotation, cellular component: tRNA methyltransferase complex; nucleus; cytosol. The record is from RefSeq and is a predicted model, not a curated record. Gene Ontology annotation, molecular function: tRNA (guanine(46)-N7)-methyltransferase activity; protein binding. The transcript has 5 exons. NCBI's taxonomy places the organism in Eukaryota, Fungi, Ascomycota, Dothideomycetes, Pleosporales, Pleosporaceae.
AUGUCUGUUCCAUACCAGUGUAUUGUGGCGCGCAGCUCAGUAUCCACAGAAGACUGGACGGUCUUUGGUGCGAGCGGCUCCAAGAUCAUAGUUCAGUCCAGUCGUGGAACAACGACGACAUGGCCACAGCAAGACGCUCAGAUUGAAGAUCAGCAGGAGGGCGAUUCCGAAGAGCGGCCAGGAAAACGUAUCAAAUUGGAACAACCUAUAGAGCAAAAGUCGAAUUUCUCCAGUCUCAUCCUUUCGAGUGAUGGAAAAUACUUGGUGGGCAUCACUGGCGAAGACAAGUGUAUCCGCGUCUUCCAGAUUGAUUCCCAGAAUCGGCUACAGCAAUUGAGCGAAAGGUGCAUGUCAAGACGACCUUCCUCGAUCACUCUCACUUCCGAUAACGCGGCUAUCUUAUGUGCCGACAAGUUUGGCGAUGUAUACGCACUGCCACUUCUUCCGUCGCUUGACGACGAUAAAGUAGAAGAGCAAUUCGAAGCACCGGCGACUGAACAGCCGGAUCAGAAAGAAUGGGUGCCUUCCGCUACUACCCUGACUGUUCACUCUGGUAGAAAUAGGAAGACUCUUGAAGAGCAGCUCAAGCAGAAAGCAAAGGGGCCAGCGAGGUCCAAAGAGCCUAUGCGAUUCAAGCAUGAGCUGCUCCUCGGCCACGUUUCUAUGCUUACAAAUGUCGCCUAUACAAAAGUAGAUGGCCAGAGCUACAUCAUCACAGGAGAUCGGGACGAGCAUAUCAGGAUCUCGAGGGGCCCGCCGCAAGCACACAUUAUCGAGGGCUUCUGCUUCGGCCACGAGGCAUUUGUGAGUAGACUUUGCUUCACACAGUCCAGUCUACUUAUAUCUGGUGGAGGCGAUGAUCACUUGUUUGUAUGGGACUGGCAAAACUACCUCUUGAAGGAGAAGUUGGCUAUUCGAGAUCUUGCCUUUGUUCAUCUUCAGGGACGUAACUUGGUUCCAACAGGAAUAGAGUCCGCGGCUUACAAGAUCGCGGUCUCGGGCAUAUGGAACCUACCAAGUAGAGACGGGGCCGAGACCGUCCUUGUGGCGUGCGAGGGUGUACCCGCGCUGUUCAACUUCACACUAGGUGGAUCCACUACGGGAUACCCCAUUCCAUUGAACGGCAACGCGCUUGACGUUGCCAUCAUUCACACCUCUACAGGUUCGUUGAAAUUGGCCGUUUCGAUCGACAACGUCCAGAAGCCAGGCUCAACGACCGAAGUUCGGGAGGACAAGGCGCCAAGACUGCAAUGCCUCGCUAGACAGCAAGACGGUGGAUGGCACGAAGAUGUAGAGCUGUCAAACACGUUGAAGAGCUUCGAACAGGGUGGUGACAACCUGCUCGCAGAUGACAAAGCAGUGCGAGACAUGCUCUACAAUGUGGAGAAUCUUAGGAAGCGUCCAGGCGCGGAAGAUUAG